Molecule: messenger RNA, 4250 nt
Organism: Aplysia californica (California sea hare)
Lineage: Eukaryota; Metazoa; Mollusca; Gastropoda; Aplysiida; Aplysiidae
Product: serine-rich adhesin for platelets
Exons: 8
Coding region: 5-3853 (1282 amino acids)
Source: RefSeq, a predicted model, not a curated record
AAACAUGGACGACGAAGACGUCAUAUUUCAGGGUGACGUUUUCAAAUUAAGCGAGAGCAAGAAGAGGCUGGUGGGAUCAAAGUCAGACACGUGGAAGCCCAGGUACCUGAUUAUCCGCAAGAAGGAGGACAAACCGGUGUUGGAAUAUCAUCGGAAGAAACCGAAAAGCAGCAAAAAAUAUGAGAAAACACUCACAGAAUCGUUUGAGCUGUGGCCAACGUACAAAGUGGAGAAGUUGCAAGAUGCCCGUGGACGAUCGUUUGUAUGUGAAGUUACGUCUCCCGAAUUUCACUUGUUCCUCUCCGGCAACACGGAGAAGGAGGUGGAUAUCAUGGUCUUCCUCCUGCAGGUCCAGAUACGCCUCAAGGCUAACAUCACAGAGAACCUGAUCAAUGUUUUGCCAGUGGAUUCAGAUACGCUGAAAAAAAUUGGGGCAAAAGGAAAAUGUUCUCUCCACGCCUCACCGUGGGGACUGACACUUGUUUUGAAGCAAACCCGUGCCCUACUAGCCCAGUGGCCCCUGAAAAGCAUUCGCUACUACGAGACUUCUGGCUCCGGAACUUUCAACAUUGAGGCCGGCCGCGUAGCACCCAUGGGAGAAGGCUUAUUUAGCUUCAAGACAAAACCCGGAGAGGACGAUUUUAUCUACGAUCUCAUCGACAAUUUUAUCGUGGACACCUUGGACCGCGUUAAGCCCACCCAAAAAGGAACGCCGGAGGAAAUUGCGGAUUACAUCCGAGAACACGACUGUCUACAUUCAUUGACCACGGUCAGCGUCUGCUCACGCAGGACACCGGAGAUACAGAAUGUUCUUAAGGCAGUCUGGAAUAUUGGGUCCUACAGUUCAGAGGGCUCUGCCUCCUUGAUCAGUGGUCAGUCUGGCCGGUCCGGGGGAAGAAGGGAAAGUUCUGGCAGCAGUUCGAACUCCAACUCCCUAGAACGUGGUCAAGCUGUGGUCAGUUCAUCUUCCUCCUCUCGCCUCGUGAUCAACCUGGAGCGCCCAGAACUGGAUCGAACCAGUUUAGCUAGCAACAGAACGGUAAGCAGCAGUGGUGGUGGCAUGCGAGAGGAACCGGUCUCCGACCGCCCCCCUCCCCUCCCGGCCCGUGCUCCAAAACACAACGGCGUGCCUCGCAGGAGUAGGAGAAGAGACCACAGCCUUCCAAGAAAAGCUGAUGUGAUGGCCAAAAUGGCAACAGGAGCCACGGCAGAAGUACCUUCCCUGGCUUCUAUGGGCGAGAAGUUAACCGAUACUCAGCAAGUUCCUGCGUCUCCAAGGCGACACUCAAAUCCUUCAGAUUCGCUUCAUCGGGUAAACCAUGAUGACGGUUUGCUCACUCCCCCGAUCUCACACGCUCAAAUUUCCCCUCGCUACCAGAAUGCUCCCGACCAGUCACACACUCAGUUUCACCAACUCAGCGGGCAGCAGAACAUGAAAGUUCGUGUAUCCAAGUCCCCCGUUGUGACCCGCAAUCCUAAUAAAGUUGGCCGCGCCGAGUACUUGAUUAACCAGCCAAACAGUGGGCUACGGUCCCCCACCACGGGCCGCAGCUCUGAGACGUGGACUCUCGACCCAUCGCACCUGCGGGAAAACGACAGGCUAGACGAACAGGCGUACAUGGAUGCCGUGGCCAGGGCCAGUCGGCAAAAGUACGGAGGGGGACAUAACUCCAUCGACCGGCGCUGGGCCAAACUACAGCGAGAAGUGAGCUCCGAUUCCCAAGACGUUGUGUCGCUGUCAUCGAGGACUGGGAGUGUGAGCAGCCCCAGCACACCCGUGCCCUAUAGACCUUCUCGCACGUACGUCAACAUAGCAGUACCGGAGGUCAGCCAUGAGAGACAGAGGUCGGCCGAUGGUGUGAUGGGAGGGGGGGGAGGGACCAACAUGCUUCCUCCUCCUGUGUCCCCUCCUCUAGUCAUCCGACAUGGCAGACAGCGAUCAGCUGAUGAGUUUAGCCGCUCGUCUUUUGGCAGUAUCGAUCCGAGGAAUGCAGCCGCCUUCUCACAGUCUACGGAUAUGCAUCACAGCCGCCAAAACUCUGUGACCAGCACCAGUGCCUGCAGCACUCUCAGCCGAGGGAGGGGAGAUAAGAAGGAAGGGGGGGCAGCCCCACGGAUAUCUUAUACAUCACAGGUCAGUCAAGCCUCCAGUAAGGAUGGAGUAGCGGCCCCUGUGGUGGACUGGCUUAUGUCUGCCAGUUGUGAAGACUUGAGUGAUCACAUGAGAACAGCAAUCUACGACGGUGAAACUCAAAGCAAAGAGGAGGAUCAGGGCAAUACGUACGAAGAGAUUGAUACCAGUAAAACGGAAGAGGUCAACAGACAAGAAGUGACAUCUCCCUCACUAGGGUCAGCUGUAGAGGACAAACCCCCACUGCCGUUCACUGGACUGAAAAAGUUCCACGACAACACAGACAGCGCAUAUGCUCGGGACCGCAGCAAGUCAUUUGGUUAUGUGAACAUCCCGAGCCCCAGUAGUCCUCCGACCCCCCACAAACCUGCUAGCACAGCGCCUAGUGCACAUCUCAUACGCAAGAUGGUUAACGCCCGCGCUAAACAAGACACCCUUCGCAAGUCGCUCUCGAACCCAAACUUCCUCAACCUGGGCAGCAAAGAACACUUAUACAAUCUCAAAUCAACAGCGACCACCUCCAACAAUGGCAACAAACUGGCCGUAGGGAGCAAACAGAAAAGUCGCUCCAUCGGCAGUUUGUUCCCGGCCAUCAAGAAAGCUUUCAGCAGAGAGAGUUUGGGUCACAGCAGGUCUACCACGCCCGAACGCCGGGCCAGCUUCAGCCACAAGCGACGCAGCAGCGAAGGCGAGUCCUCCUCCUUUCAACGACAGAACAGCUGCCACAGUCUUGGGGAGAUAACCAUAAAGGGUAUCCGGCUGACGGAGAGAAGCAGAUCAUUCCGGAGAGUGAGAGGGGCAAAGUCAGUGGAGGUGUUGGCGCGUACAAAUGACGGGGAGAGGUCGGAAGAUAACCGCCACAGUACGGGCACAUCCGUGUCGGUCCACAGUGCCGUGUCUCAGUCCUCUCGCGAUACUCAUCUCUCAGCUCCGGGCGACGUGAGGUCGUCAUCAGCCGACACGUCAGGGUCAGGAACCUCUGCUCAAACAGCAGCUCCCUCCACACCAGAAGGAAGUACUAUCAGUCCACCUGUCUCUCCCAGAAAAUCCUCCUCCUCCCGGAAAAAACCCAGUUCUGGUGCGAGCAAUCCCGGGUAUAUGUCCACAACUUACAUCUCACUCACAUCCUCCGAUCUACCUCCUUUACCCUCAGUUGAUAAGUCAAAAGUCACUCCGUCUUCCGCCACCACCACCACUCCUUCCCGCACUUCGUCUUCUUCAUCGUCUCAGUCGCCUUCAUUAUCAAUAACGACAUCGUCCACCGGGAGUAAAUCCCCCAGCGUGCUGACAAGGACACCCUCCCACACCCCUGAGCAUGAUCAAAUCGAUGAGAACAGCAAUAAGUGUAACAAUAAGGGGAAAGUGAACCAGUCCAACCAUCAUCAACAUGACGGCGACUCGCCCUCUGAACCAAACUGUCUUCCGAUGCAGAGCGGGGCUUCUCCCGAUAAAUCAAAUUCUCCUAAGAAAAAGCGCCCCCAUGUGAGUGACCUCGUAGCCAAAAUUGAGGGCUGCAAAGGGGAUACAGAUCCCAGUCUCUCUACCUCUUGCAAUCAAGUCAGUAAUGUGUCCUAUCAGUCAUCAUCCUCUUUAUCAUCGUCGUCGUCGUCAUCUUCCGCAACUGUAAAACCUUUUCAGCCGAUGCCAUUCAAGAAACAUGAAAGUAAAUCAAGACCUUUCUUUAGGUCAAUGAAAUCGAACAAUUCGGAAUCUUCAGCAUAGCUAGAUCAUUUCUGUUAGUUAUGAUUUAUAAUGAUAAUGUGCUUCUUGUCAUAAGGAUCUGAAAAUGUACGAAUAACUGUGUGGAACUUUAUGUUUUAUUUUGAUGGUCCGGGAUUGGUUGCUACUUGAAGUAGAAGUAGCCACUAUCCUGGAUGCUUCGUUGCAUCGACUUUGUGGUAUCUGGUACCUUCUGUCAGCAUUGUGUAACACGAUGUGUUGUUACAUAAAUAAAAAUGGACAAAAAUAUCUUGUUACAAGUAUUUUUAUACUCUGCCCAUUUUUCAACGAGAAUUGUACGUUAUUUUCUACAGUGGACAUACUCCAAGGUUUUUUUGGUUUUUUUCUAUACUCAGACUGAUAUUUUCAAUAAAUGAAGGUGUAUAGGUUUCACUUCUCU